GAAAGACAAAUGCUCAAAGGGGAGAGUGUGGAGGACCACUUUGCGACCCACAAGGGUUGUUGUUUUUCUCCAUGCACUGUUUGUUUGCACUCCCGUGCGCACAAGGACUGCUAAGGAUCACGCACAGUUCAGCGAAGGACUCUCGGGACUUCUCCGGCUUCUUUUUUGUGGAGAUCCGCUAACGGAGAGGAAAGGAGACGGGAUCGGUGAGCUGGAGGCAGUUUGUUGCAUGAACUCAUACUUACUGCGAUGGAAUGAGACGCUGCAGAAACUCUCCUAAACUUGUGGAGAAGUUGUCUUUGGGCGAUUCUUUUACUCGUGUGAGUUUUUGGUUGAGUUUUCGGCACAAACAUGUAUGGAUAGCGGGAUAUUCGCGGAAGAAUCCGGCUCAAAUGGAUCAGCGCUGACGGGUUUAUGGAGCCGGGAUUACACAGCGCAGUGCCAGCCUGUUGAACGCCCACACACGGGCCUAUCACACACCAUCUGCCCCGGAAUAAAUCAGACCCUCCAGUGAAGAUCAAUGGAAGUAGAGUGAAAGUUGCCCAUAUGAAACUGCUCUGAUUUCUCCAUAUUUUGCAGCCAGAACAAUGGCAAGCUCUGGCGCAUUGACACAGAGCGUCUGCAGAUCUGUUUGGCCUCUUGUAAGUGUGCUUUUGUUUUUAGGCUACUUCUCCGUGGCCUCCCCGUCCCACGGUCGGCGGCUGAUAUGCUGGCAAGCCAUCAUGAACUGCCAAGCCGAGCCCGAGUGCAAUUACGCAUACGAUCACUACACGCGCGCAUGUGGCCCCGUGCUUAACGGCGACAGGAAGAAGUGUCCGAGCCACUGCAUCUCCUCGCUCGUGCAGCUCAAUCUGACCAAAAGCGGACCGGCUCUGGAGGACUGCAGCUGCGCCCACGACCCGGUGUGCACGAGCACAAAGCGGGCUAUCGAGCCGUGCCUGCCCAGGACUACAAGCACGGGCUGCACGGAGGCUCGGCGUCAGUGCGAGAGGGACCAGCAGUGCAGCUCCGCCAUGCACGACUAUCUGACCCACUGCGGGAAACUUUUCAGCGGGGCGAUCUGCACCAACGCAUGCCGGAAUGUGAUCGCCAACAUGCGUAAAAUCCCCAAAGGUCAGCAGCUGGACACUUGCAUGUGUGACGGCACAGAGCGGGCUAUCUGUGAGUUUGUGAAGAGCAGCAUGAAGGCGCUCUGCUUCGACUCUCCGGUCAGGGAGGAGGAGAGCAGCGGUACCGACUACGGCCCGGAUUCAGAUUAUGAGGACGACUCGGAUCAGGACUAUCUGGAGGAGCCUGAGAGCGGAGCUCCUCUCCCUGUUGCAGCCCAUUGCGUUUUGACCCUUUUGGCAUCCAUUUUAGCUCUAUUGCCCCUAAUUUAGUUCCAGGGUUCAUAAUCUGCCUUGACUAUUGUCCGGACAAGAGGCAAUCUAAACUUUUGUCACUCAUUGACCUGCUUCUUUUGAAGAGAUCAGAGCCUCAGAGACUGAAGGAAAGCCUGGUUUGGGGGGGGGGGCUUUGAACGCUGAAGGAUGUCAAAUCAGGAUAUUUUCUAUGCAAAUGACACCAGAAAGGUUUCUUUUGAAAGUGCCUGAGCUGCAGGCUGCUCCUUUUAUCAAACCACAACACUCCACGGCUCUCCACAUGCUUUGCCUAUGUGAUAAGCUAAAUUAGAUUGUCUCCUUUCUCUCACAGACUGAUAGUAAGCUGUCAGGGUAGAGACUUGUUUUGGAAACAAUGCAACCUUUAAUCAGUUAAUGCUGUGCACUGCCAAUCCAUUUUUUUAAAGAUAUGAACUAUUUUUAUAUGACACUGUUGCCACCUGGCACCAGGCUGAUCAGACUGACAAGUAUUUAAUGCUGGAAUCUCUGAACUUGUAAAUAGACAAGGAGUUAAAGUGAAACAGUAAUUUAUUACAUGCCAACUUUAGUUACAUCCAAAUGUUCAUCAUGUGAAUAAAAGACUAAAUUCCAGCUUUAAAGGGAAGUUAUUUUUCACUGUAUGCUCCUCAAAGAUACUGUGCAUUGUACAUAUGUGUAUAGCCUAUAUAGAUUUUUUUCAGAGAAUCCUCUAUGUUUGAGGCUAUGAGAUGAUUUAUUCACUGUGUAUAGCCUAGAGAAAGAAAUGUCUAAAUCCACUGUAUGAUUGCCUUAAUGAUAUACUUUUAUAGAAGGCAUAAAGGAAACUUGAAGAUA
Messenger RNA from Cheilinus undulatus (humphead wrasse), 2192 nucleotides. It is a transcript of the gene gas1a, whose product is annotated as growth arrest-specific 1a. Gene Ontology annotation, biological process: regulation of cell cycle. Lineage: Eukaryota; Metazoa; Chordata; Actinopteri; Labriformes; Labridae. Bases 588 to 1379 code for a protein of 263 amino acids. The transcript has a single exon. The record is from RefSeq and is a predicted model, not a curated record.